Molecule: messenger RNA, 1603 nt
Organism: Phyllotreta striolata
Lineage: Eukaryota; Metazoa; Arthropoda; Insecta; Coleoptera; Chrysomelidae
Source: the annotation of a GenBank genome assembly
AUUAUAUUUCCAGUUUAUAUGUGCGUGCACUUUUCAUACAAACUUAGUUAAAGUGCGCCAUUACUCACUCGACCAAAUGGAGCAUUUUGAUUUGCAAAAGGUUUUAUUCUCAAUAUUCUUCGUUACUUUACUUACUUGGUGCGUGAAUUAUUUAUGGUGGAAUAGAAGAUCGAUUAUUUGCACGUGGCGAAUUCCCGGUCCUCCUACUUUUCCAAUUAUAGGAAAUUCUUAUAAAUUUUUCCGAAGAGACGUCGAACUAUUCGAUAUCUUGAUCGAAUACUUCCAAUAUCCCGGAAUUGGAAAGUUUUUGUUCGGCAACAAAUUAUGGUGUCUAAUUUUCGAACCGAGAUACAUACAAAAAGUCUUAAAUUCCUCCAUAACUAUCGACAAACCUAAAGAUUACGAUCGAGUGACCGAAUUAAUCGGCGAAGGCCUUCUAUCGUCAUCUUAUGAAAUAUCACAGCCCAUUAGAAAAGCAGUCGCGCCCAUGUUUAGCGAAAAGGCUUUGAUGACUUACGUGCCGAUUUUCAACCAAAGCAGUGCGCUUUUUGCGAAUAUUUUGAAACAAUUAGCGGGUCAGAAAUCAAUUCAUUGGGAAACCAUAACGGCUAAAUAUUUUGUGGACACCUCUUGCAAAACUUUGCUCGGAUUUAAUGUACCAAUAAAUCUAAACGAGUCCAAUAAGUAUGACUUGGCGUAUUGUAUACGAAGAGUAAUUGAUUUAUUAACAUACCGAUAUGUGUCUAUUUGGCUCAACGUUAGAUUUUUGUGGAACUUAUCUAAAACGAAGAAAGAGAUAGACAAAUGCCUAGAAAUCUUCGAAAAUCACGUUCAACAAAUCCUGAAGAAAAGAAUAGAAAAAAACGGCCAGGACAAAUUCGAAAAUGAUUUGUUUAGAUACAUUGACACCAACCCGGGAUUUUCCAAAGCAGAAGUUAGCGAUAUUGAUGUUAUAAAACCUCUUUUGGCAUUAUCUGUUGAAGUCAGCAGUAUAACAUUAUGUACCGUUUUGAUCACACUGGCACUGUACCCAGAUAUACAGCAACAAGUCCACCAAGAAGUAGUAGAUGUUGUGGGGCAACAACAGAUAAAAAUCUCCGAUCUUCCACGUUUAGAACUAACAGAUAGAGUCAUAAAAGAAACCAUGAGAUUAUUUCCGCCAUUUACGAUCUACGCUCGGGAAACCACCGCCGAAUUACAUUUAGAUCAAUACAUUAUACCGGCCGAUUCUACAAUGGUUAUAUUUCCGGAGUUAGUCCACAGGAAUCCUAAAUAUUGGAAAGACCCCCUUCAAUUCGACCCUAAUAGAUUUUUACCAGAAGCAGUGGCCCAAAGGAACCCAUACGCUUAUAUUCCAUUUUCUCAUGGCGCAAGAAAUUGCCUAGGUUGGGAACACUCUUUAGUCAAUUUAAAAAUAGUCACAGCAACUGUGAUAAGAGAUUUAAAAGUGUUUACUGAUUACAAAUCGAUAGAAGAGAUUAAAAGAAACUUCAAACUAAUUCUGAAGUUACCCGAGGGCUGCAAAUUAUGGUUCGAAAUAAGAAAAUAAGUUGCGCUUUCUCCCGAUUCCUCCUGCAAUCACUGGAUUUAGAAGACAAACUAU